This is a messenger RNA of Coregonus sp. 'balchen', 26608 nucleotides long. The record is from the annotation of a GenBank genome assembly. NCBI's taxonomy places the organism in Eukaryota, Metazoa, Chordata, Actinopteri, Salmoniformes, Salmonidae.
AUGUCUUGUCUCAAGGAGGAGGGAAAGGAAGAGGUUAAGAACAGUGGGACGAAAACUGAGGUAGAGUGCAAAGGAGGGAUGGCAGGAAAGGAGUGUCACCUUUUGAGGUCUCAUGAGGAACCCAAAGCCUCUGUAAGGUGGUCACCCAGCACUCCCAGACAGGCAGACAGAGAGACGGGCAGACAGGCAGGCAGACAGACAGAAAAGAGGAGACACCACAAUCAAGCUCUUAAAUGUCCCAGCUGAUAGUGACUGUAACUGUGGUUACUCCAACAGCAACUGUAUCCAACAGGAAGCUUACUGCAGCCUCUCACCUCUAUGAGGAUUUGGGACAAGAGGAGGAAGCCAACCUAACCUACAUACAUUACACUGUACUCACUGGGAACACACACACUGUACAAAGUGAUACAUUAUCUAUUGUAAUAGUUAACGGGUCAGGUAUAUUCUUUGGGAAUUGUGGAUCUUACUUUGACUCUCCUACACAUCUUGAAAACGUUUUAUACCCUGACUUAAAACCAUUUUGGCCUGCGUGUGUGUGUUGGAUACAGGGGCAUGGCUGGGCUGUAAUCAAGCCAUCCGUCAGUCCUGCCAUCCAUAAAUGGAGCAGUUGGGAACACAUCCAGUCGGCCCGUGCCACUGCGGUCCCCAUCCCAAUGUCAGCCAGGAAUAUCCCUGCCAAGGAAAUUCCCACUUCAAUCCCGAGUCUGAAUUCGACCUGGGCCCAGUUCUGUGGAUGCAGGGCUCAGGAACAUUGUAAUUGAAGGAGAGACUCUGCGACACGAGCCAGAGGGGAACUAUUUCCGAACUGGAACGCUGUAUCCCAGUGAUCAGAGGGGGAACUAUUCCAGAGACUCUGAGACACGUGCCAGAGGGGAAUUAUUCCCAAACCCGGAACGCUGUAUCCCAGUGAUCAGAGUGAUCUCGGUUUUAGACACGCAGCAGAAUUCCAACUUUCAGGGGAUGCUCAUUAAAACUGCAUUGGAAUUAGGUUCUGGAAUUAGGAUCUGGAAUUCCAUAAAAUAGACACACAAAAGCACACAUGCACACACACACACACACACACACACCUGAUUAACCACAUCUCAAUUUCCUCUGAUAAAAAAAAAAAAGAUAACCAAAGGCUUUUCUGCUCUUUUCUGCUCUCUCUUCUGUUAAUUUGAUUGGGUGAAUCCAGGAGAUGGGAGGGGAUAAUAUAAUAUAUGCUGACAAAAAUGAGCAAGAUGUGGCCACAGCUACGUCCAGCCAAACCUAAUCACACACACACACACAUACAGUGAGGGAAAAAAGUACUUGAUCCCCUGCUGAUUUUGUACGUUUGCCCAAUGACAAAGAAAUGAUUCAUCUAUAAUUUUAAUGGUAGGUGUAUUUGAACAGUGAGAGACAGUAUAACAACAAAAAAAUCCAGAAAAACGCAUGUCAAAAAUGUUAUAAAUUGAUUUGCAUUUUAAUGAGGGAAAUAAGUAUUUGACCCCUUCUCAAUCAGAAAGAUUUCUGGCUCCCAGGUGUCUUUUAUACAGGUAACGAGCUGAGAUUAGGAGCACACUCUUAAAGGGAGUACUCCUAAUCUCAGCUUGUUACCUGUAUAAAAGACACCUGUCCACAGAAGCAAUCAAUCAAUCAGAUUCCAAACUCUCCACCAUGGCCAAGACCAAAGAGCUCUCCAAGGAUGUCAGGGACAAGAUUGUAGACCUACACAAGGCUGGAAAGGGCUACAAGACCAUCGCCAAGCAGCUUGGUGAGAAGGUGACAACAGUUGGUGCGAUUAUUCGCAAAUGGAAGAAACAUAAAAUAACUGUCAAUCUCCCUCGGCCUGGGGCUCCAUGCAAGAUCUCACCUCGUGGAGUUGCAAUGAUCAUGAGAACGGUGAGGAAUCAGCCCAGAACUACACGGGAGGAUCUUGUCAAUGAUCUCAAGGCAGCUGUGACCAGAGUCACCAAGAAAACAAUUGGUAACACACUACCCCGCGAAGGACUGAAGUCCUGCAGCGCCCGCAAGGUCCCCCUGCUCAAGAAAGCACAUAUACAGUGCUGUCUGAAGUUUGCCAAUUAACAUCUGAAUGAUUCAGAGGAGAACUGGGUGAAAGUGUUGUGGUCAGAUGAGACCAAAAUCGAGCUCUUUGGCAUCAACUCAACUCACCGUGUUUGGAGGAGGAAUGCUGCCUAUGACCCCAAGAACACCAUCCCCACCGUCAAACAUGGAGGUGGAAACAUGCUUUGGGGGUGUUUUUCUGCUAAGGGGACAGGACAACUUCACCGCAUCAAAGGGACGAUGGACGGGGCCAUGUACCAUCAAAUCUUGGGUGAGAACCUCCUUCCCUCAGCCAGGGCAUUGAAAAUGGGUCGUGGAUGGGUAUUCCAGCAUGACAAUGAACCAAAACACAUGGCCAAGGCAACAAAGGAGUGGCUCAAGAAGAAGCACAUUAAGGACCUGGAGUGGCCUAGCCAGUCUCCAGACCUUAAUCCCAUAGAAAAUCUGUGGAGGGAGCUGAAGGUACGAGUUGCCAAACGUCAGCCUCAAAACCUUAAUGACUUGGAGAAGAUCUGCAAAGAGGAGUGGAACAAAAUCUUUCCUGAGAUGUGUGCAAACCUGGUGGCCAUCUACAAGAAACGUCUGACCUCUGUGAUUGCCAACAAGGGUUUUGCCACCAAGUACUAAGUCAUGUUUUGCAGAGGGGUCAAAUACUUAUUUCCCUCAUUAAAAUACAAAUCAAUUUAUAAAAUUUUUGACAUGCGUUUUUUCUGGAUUUUGUUGUUGUUAUUCUGUCUCUCACUGUUCAAAUAAACCUACCGUUAAAAUUAUAGACUGAUCAUGUCUUUGUCAGUGGGCAAACUUACAAAAUCAGCAGGGGAUCAAAUACUUUUUUCCCUCACUGUAUACACAUACACAGUCAAGCCUAACUUCCAGUCCUUUGUGACCAGGCAGAACAGGAUUUUCUGUGAUGGUUUGGAGCCUAGCCUCAGUCAUUCAUGUGACUAUUUCGGCAGCCAUGUUUGAUGCUUAAACAACCACCAAGUAAUGAGAUGGCAUUCAACACAGCAGAAAAUUGAGACCUUGUAUUUCUGCAGGCAGCAUAUUUUUCAUAAAGAUAUUGAACCCAACUAAAAUGUUUAUGAUGCAUAAGUAUAUGUGUGUGAAAUGGGGGCAAAACUGUAGGAGGCAAACUGAUAGUUAAGAGAAGAGAAGAGAUGAGGAAAGUACCACCUGCCUUGACUGUAACACCCAUGACUAAAGCCCUGCUCAUAAACACAGUCUACAUAUAUACACACACACUCAUUGAGUCAUUUAACAUUCCCGUGAGCUGGUUAUCAUUCCCACCAGAGGAGUCAUGCCCAUAGGGGGGCACAAAGUUAUAUGCCCCCUCAGAUUUGUCUGUUUUUUUUAUUUUUCUGAUGUUAAAUUAAUUACUAAACUUCAUUUUUAAGCCAAUGUUUUAUCAUAAUUAUUUAUAAAAAGAUCUGUCAACAGUAUUUUGCGAAGGAGGCACACUGAAAAGUACUGAUUCCUUUAAAUCUUUUACCCAUAUUUUAGCAGAGAUGCUUUUUAUAGAGAUGCAUACUCUAUUUACGUAGUUUAUAAAAUACCAGUCAGGAAGAUACAGAUGGCUCAAGAGGUAUGCUUAGAUAUGCAGAAAAAUACUUGCUUUAAAUGUAAUCUAGCACCUUAUGACAAUAUCAUGAUGUGUGUAUUAAUGAUAUGUGCCUGUAUUGAUGAUGUGUGGUAUAAUCCCAUGUACUCUGUUGUAAUGUGGAUGUAAUAUCCUAGGCAUGUUAGGGCAGUAUAUUGAGAUGUUAUUUAAAAGUUCUUAAAGAAUCAAUGUGCAUCAUUAAUUGAAAUGACAAUUGAACAGGUAUAGAGGUAUGCUCAGAUAACCUAUGCAGAAAAAAUCAACAUAAAAAAAAAAAAACAGAAUUAGGCAUGAUGAUUAUGGCUCUAGGUUGCAGGAAAAAGCUGUUUAAGGUGUUUGAAAAAUGUAAAGCCCCCCUCCCAUCCACCCUCCGGUCCAGACCACCCUCCCUCCAUCCUCACGUACUUUGUGCCCCCUCUAAAAUAAUUGCUGCAUGACGCCCCUCAUUCCCACUGAAGGGUUCGGCUGUGGACACACUGGAUUGACCUUUACUUUGGUAUCCCUGAGGCCCAGUAUGUAAUAAAGGACAUUAUCAAGACAUUUAGUGUGAAACUGUAUUUUCCUACUGAGAUAAGAGAACUCUCCUCAGACAUUCCCAGACACCUGCAAUCUUUGUUCAAUUGAAAGUUGUUGAAAGUGUUAUCAGUCUCAUAUUACCCAAUGUCUGUGAUGAUGCAUGUAUACAUUCAGAAUGACUAUAUGUUGAGACCUUAGGGCCAUUGAGCCAUCUGAUCAAUCGUAUCAGGUGACUGUUAGGACAUUAAAUGCAUUUUCUGAACAUGAUGGCCACCAUCUGAAUUGUCUCCUGUACACCAAAAUCUCCCCCGAAGCCUUCACCACCGUCCCACCGCAUAGAGGGUGGGACUUUCCCCCGGGAAUGCUGAUUGUUCCAGGCUGUCAUUAACGAUUUCCCCGCUCUCAUAGUCUCAUCGUUUUUCUUAUUUUCACUCGUUCUCCAGCAGUGUCUGUGCCUCAAAGUGAUGUCAUGUGUAUGUGCAUGCUUGUGUGCGUAAAAGUAAUUUCAGUUUCUGUGGCUACAUUCUAGGUAAUGAAUUUAACACCAUUGGCGAAUUGGCCAGGAAUCCAGCUCCAUAGGUAUUGAGUUGUUCUAGCAUAAGGUAUUAAUUUAGAUCCUAUGUUUAUGUCUGUAACGCUAAAGGGAAGAAUCUGAACACAUUCACCUAAACAUACUCCCUCAAUGUAAGUGUGGGCCUUUUCCUCAUCACUUGAAACCUGUUAAAAAUGCCUUGUAUAGAUAUUCCUAGUGUGCAAUGAUUUCAUCAAGCUUGUGACUCUACAAACUUGUUGGACGCAUUUGCUGUUUGUUUUGGUUGUGUUUCAGAUUAUUUUGUGCCCAAUAGAAAUGAAUGGUAAAUAAUGUAUUGUGUCAUUUUGGAGUCACUUUUAUUGUAAAUAAGAAUAUAAUAUGUUUCUAAAUACUUCUGCAUGAAUGUGGAUGUUACCAUGAUUACGGAUAAUCCUGAAUGAAUCCUGAAUAAUGAGUGAGAAAGACGCACAUGUGUCAUAUCCCCACGACAUGCUAACCUCUCACCAUUACAAUAACAAGGGAGGUUAGCAUUUUUUGGGGGGUAUGAUAUUUGUGCGUCUAACUUUCUCACUCAUAUUCAAAAUUCAUUCAGGACUAUCCGUAAUCAUGGUAGCAUCUACAUUCAUGUAAAAGUGUUUAGAAACAUCUUAUUUACAAUUAAUGUGACUCCAAAAUGGCACAAUACAUUAUUUACCAUUCAUUUCUGUUGGGCACAAAAUAAUCUGAAACACAACCAAUACAAACAGCAAAUGCGUCCAACAAGUUUGUAGAGUCACAAGCUUGAUGUAAUCAUUUCGUGCUAGGAAGAUGGGACCAAAUAUUAAACUUUGGACUACUUUAAUACACAUAUAAGUGAAUUUGUCCCAAUACUUUUGGUUCUCUAAAAUGGGCGAGCUAUGUACAAAAAGUGCUAUAAUUUCUAAACGGUUCACACGUAUGGAUGAAAAUACCCUCAAAUGAAAGCUGUCAGUCUUCAUAUGAACCUCAUAGUCAUUGUAUCAUUUCAAAUCCAAAGUGCUGAAAUACAAAGCCAAAACAACAACAACAUUGUCACCGUCCAAAUACUUUUAGAGCUCACUGUAGAUAUGGUGCAUCUAUCAAUGGGGCCAUGUGAUUAUUUCCCUAACCUGAGCUCAUUGUAAAUUCUUGACAGAGGCUGCUAAGUGUGUCACGCUGAGGGAAACGGGGACCGUGUAGCGUCCUUGCACCUCUGGUGUCCCUCUUCUGUUUCCAUUGUGACAUAGAGGUUGUACCCCAGCUUGCCGGAGAACUGGAUGCAAAUCACUGACUUGUGAGGUGAUGUGAUGAGCAUGGGCACCACUGCAUGUCAUGUAGAGGGGAUAUCCUGUCCACUAAUGCUAAUUCUAUGGCUCUGUGUGUUUGUCUCUCUGUCGCACUCCGAGUGAGUGAUGUCACCAUGUCAUUCCAGUGGAAUUUUACCCCAGUGACAUCACAUAGUCUCUCCUGUGUCUCUGUAAGUGACUGUGUUUGUAUCUGGUUGGCUUCCCUCUCCUCCUCAGACGUCAGGUAAACACUGCACGAGCUGAGAGUGUGGACACACCAGCUGAGAGUGUGGAAAUCAUCUUGAUUGUGCCUCAUUAAAUCCCCCCCCCCCCCCCCCCCCCCCAAUAGAAGGCAAAAAAAGAGAAGAGAAGGAGAAUGCUGGCGGGGAGAAUGUACCAACUGUAUAGCAAAAAAAAAUAGAGCACUCACAGACCUAUUCCAGUCACUCUUUUUUCCUGUUGUGGUUUCAUGCCUCCUAUAUCCCUCCUUCUUUAAUCCCAAGGCUUUUCUCAGUGUAGCCCAAGCAUGACAUCAUGGCCCCAGAAAAAGGCUUUAGACACUUUGGCUGUGAUUUCAGUCUUCACCCAAAACCACUGUGGAAUGAUGCACAUGUUUUUGCCAUCUAUUCAUUCUUUCUUUUGUAUUCUUUUUUUAGCCCGCUAACAAAACAAAAAUGUGACUGGCAAUCAGUGGGCAUCACACCCUAUUUUUGCCAUUGGUCAAACAAAGAUGGGGGAGUUUGGCAAAGCCCAAUAAUUACUGUUUAACACAGCUGACCAGAUUUAAAUAGUAUUUCUCCUUCUCUCCCUCCCUCCUCUUCUCCCCACUGUUCUUAACUUCCUUUUCCUCUCUAGCUUUAGUUUUUUUUACAUUUUCAGCCCCAUCUUUUGCGUUUGUGUUGGGUUCUUUAUUAUAGUCCUGUGUAUUUUUGGAGGUGUUAAUUUCCAGUAACUUCCCCAUCUAUUCCUCAGUCCAUCUCUCCAUUUAUGAGUGCCUCUCAUUGCCUCUUUACCUCUGCAUGCCUCUCAUUGCCUCUCUGCCCUCAAAGCGACGCGGCAAAUGGAUGGUACAGGCCGGGAAACAAGGAGGAUAUGAAAACUGAAAAAUACAAACAAUAGACUACAAGCACAGGACUGUCAGCUCUGAGGCCAAGACCAAUACUGAGGAAAUGAAGGGAGAGACAGAAGCAGAAAGAGGUAGAGAGAAGAGGGAAGACCGAAGGAGAUAGAGAGACUAUAGACAGAGAAAGAAGGAUAGAGACACUGACAGAGGAGAGGGGAAAGACGGAUACAUGAAGAGAAAGAGAGAGGAGAGACUGAGUACUAGAAAGAGAGAGGAGAGACUGAGUACUAGAAAUAGAGAGAGACUGAGUACUAGAAAGAGAGAGGAGAGACUGAGCACUAGAAAUAGAGGAGAGACUGAGUACUAGAAAGAGAGAGGAGACUGAGUACUAGAAAGAGAGAGGAGCGACUGAGUACUAGAAAGAGAGAGGAGAGACUGAGCACUAGAAAGAGAGGGAGAGACUGAGUACUAGAGAGAGGAGAGACUGAGUACUAGAAAGAGAGAGGAGAGACUGAGUACUAGAAAGCGAGGGAGGCUGGCGUACAUAGGAAAGAGAGAGGAGCGACUGAGUACUAGAAAGAGAGAGGAGAGACUGAGCCACUAGAAAGAGAGAGGAGGACUGAGCAACUAGGAAAGGAGAGGGAGAGACUGAGAACUAGAAUGAGAGAGGGAGAAAGGGAAUGAGUCUGAAUUGUUUAGAGGGAUGGAAGAGAGAGGAGAGAGAGAGGGGUAGUGAGAGGGAUAGAGGAGGGAGGGGAGGGACAGAGAGAGAGGGGUAGUGAGAGGAGUACAGUGGUCCAGAGACUGAUAUGGGGUGAAAAUUGAAACAGGAUAUGACAUGUGCACUCUUAGAAAAAAAGGUGCUGUCUAGAACCUAAAAGGGUUAUUCGGCUGUCUGUUAGAACCCUUUUGGUUUCAGGUAGAACCCUGUUGGGUUCCAUAUAGAAACCUUUACACAUAGGGUUCUACCUGGAACCAAAACGGGUUCUACCUGGAACCAAAAAGGGUUCUCCUACAGGGACAGCCGAAGAACCCUUUCGGAACCCUUUUUUCUAAGAGUGUGCACACAGGACAAAGGAAGUGAGACAUGCAGUGGUGCUGUGGGGUGAGAUGUAGUUUUAGUUGUCUGGCUUUAGAUGCAACACCACACACAGCUGUUGGACGUGUUGUCCUCAGCAUUCCAUAGAGUUAGAAGAUGUGUAGAGCCAGGAGCAGGUAACUAUCCUCUGGGUCUUCCUCCCCAAGCAGCAGGUCACCUCUCAGUCUCGACUGAUACUAUCCUCUGGGUCCUUCUCUCCAAGCAGACACAAUGAACCCAAGGCCAGGUCACUGUCUGUGUUACAUUACUAGUACUGGUUAGGUUGGGAUGGUUUGGUUCUCCAUGGAUGCUGGGGAGGUGGGAUUCAGAUUGCUGUAUCAGUGCUGUUUCACUCCCACUGAAACCUAAAAGGUCUGCUGUGGACCAGAAUAGGAGAUGAACCAGAAAACAUUUAGGUCAAUGUUCUUUGGUUUCACUCCUGGAGACCCUUCAAAGGAUUCACUUGGGGUGUUAGUGCUGGACUGUAGCAGAAAUGUUCACACCCCGUGGUUCCUAAAAGUCUCACCAGGUCACCUUGGAGAGCUGAUGCUCCCAAAUCAUUCCAAUUUGUUACUUGACACGUUCCAAAAUGGCAACUCUUAAUUGCAGGUCCAGUUUAUUUCCUUCUCCCUAUAGUGGUUGUUGUUUUAUUGAUAUCAGGGGUUUUCUCUCAAGUGCUCCCAAAGCCACAGCUUCUUAAGGCAGUGUGGCAUUAUGCCUGGCCAACGACCUGUAAUUAGCCUACAUCCAGCCUUUAUAGCCUUUUAACGAAGGGUCUAAAAAUAAAGCCCUAUCGGCAGGGAGGCUAAUGUAAGCCUGUCUGUCAAUCUCUCCUCUAUAUCCUUCUCUCUCUCUAUCCAUCUUUCCCUCUCUCGCUUCACCUCAGUUUGGAGAGGCAACCCAUCUCAUAGUUCUUGUGUUUUUCCAAGUGGUGGUUUUUAAAUUCUCAGUUUCUCAUUCUCCCUGUCCCUGAAAUGAUUAUCUGGAACCCUGUCAUUUGACACAACGGCCAUGUUUAGGUUUAGGUCCUCUGCCCAAAAUCAGAAACUCAUUACAUGUUUUGUAUGUGCUUGUGUGUACUGAGAGACCGUUUGCCGUUGGCUCGGAGGCAUGAGUCUGCAGAGGUUGUUUCUGGAAGAGCUUGGGGUUGUUCCUGUUGCUGGCAGUGUGUAAUGCUACCACAGCUCUCCUCUCAGAGGAAAGGAUGGGGAUGCUUUCCAGACCUGUGUUAAGUUAUUUAACAGCCGAGACGCACACACACUCCACUGCCCUGUAAAUACCAUGUACUGGAAAUAUCCAACUGUUUAGUAGGUCUGUGUAGAGCAGAUGUACUGUAAAUAUCCAACUGUUUAGUAGGUCUGUGUAGAGCAGAUGUACUGUAAAUAUCCAACUGUUUAGUAGGUCUGUGUAGAGCAGAUGUACUGUAAAUAUCCAACUGUUUAGUAGGUCUGUGUAGAGCAGAUGUACUGUAAAUAUCCAACUGUUUAGUAGGUCUGUGUAGAGCAGAUGUACUGUAAAUAUUAAAAUGUUUAGUAGGUCUGUGUGCGGAGCAGUAGGGGAUAGCGUACAAAGACAUACAUCAUUCAAAUCACCAGGUGUGCGUGUGUGUGUUUAAGGUGAGCCCAGGACUGGACAUUGUGAUGUUGCCCCCAGACCACACAGCAAAACAUGUUAGUUAGUGUCAGCGGUCAUAACCAACACUUUACCCUGCCUAAUCACUGUGUGUGUGUCUAUGCGUGCUUGUAUGUGUGUGUGUGUGUGUAUGGGUGAGCUGAGGGCGGUGGAGAGCGUAUAGGGGCAGGGCCUGUGGGUCUGUAGGCAGAAAGGGGUGUGGCUGUGGUGAGAGGGACAGUAUAAGUGAUGCCAGUUACUCAGUCACAGGCACAGGUACACUGCAGCCAGCCUAGCCUAAGAGAGAGAAUACUAAGUGUGUGUGUGUGUGUGUGUGUGUCACUCUGAGUGCUCUGUAGGACUAGGCAGUGUAAGUGUGUGCACGUUCCCUUUGCCUGUAUCACGGACUACACUGCCACACUGAGAGAGAACAGUGUGUGUGUGGUAGAAAGAGAGGGAACCAAACAGUAUAUGUAUCUCCCUGACUCAGCAUUCUAUCAGCAUCCAUAGCAUCCUCAGUCUGUUGCUAGGGCAACUGAGUCCAAGUCCACUGCCAGUCUUGGGUGAGUUUGCCUCUCUCUCUCUCUCUCUCUCUCUAUCUCUCUUUCUCUUUCUCUUCUCUCUUUCUCUUUCUCUCUCUCUUUCUCUCUUUCUCCCUCUCGCUCCUCCGUUUAGAACUCUGUGUGUUUAGUCAGGAAGGCAGUUUUAUUGACGACAGACAGGAGAGGAAUCCUCUGAAAGUUAAUUGUUCCUUUAUUUAGCUGCUGGACAACGUUACACUUUGUCUCAGUGGGACGGCACAGAGAAGGAGGGAGGGAGGGAGGGAGGGAGGGAGGGAGAGAGCGUUGCAGAGAGAGGGAAGGAGGGAAUGGGGUAUUUGAAGUCGGGAGAGUUAAACGGCUCACUCUCUUUUCCAUUGAAACAUCAAUCCUGAUGUCUAGUUUAAAGCCUAUUUAUGCUUGAUCAUAUGUGGUUGGAUGCUCCGUAUGGAGCCACGCAGAGGCCAAAUUGAGCUUCAUAUCACAUCGCUGUGUGCCUCCCAAAUAUUUUAACAAUGCGGAGGGCUCCGUAUAGCUCUUCAUUAACAUGAUUGGUUGACGGUAGGUGGGGGCGGGAGGUCUUGUAUAGACACAAACUCACUUCCUUGACAACCUCCUCCACAACAGCUCUAUUCAACAGCUCUGUGCUGCUCCACAAAGCGCAAAAAGUAUGAAUGCCCUGACUUCUGCAGAGGCCGUAUCACCGUAAAUGCUGCACGGCCAACGCAGACGUUGGAUUGACCUUGCAGAGCCUUUUACAUUUGGGUUGGAUCAGCCUCUGAAUGAAGUAUAGUUGGAGCUGGCAGACUCAGGUUACCUAAGGUUCUAAAGACUUGUUAUUGUAGUGUUAUGACUGCUUAGAUGGAUGUCAUUUUCCCAUUUUACUCGAGUUCUAGAUACAACAUGUUACUGGUAUUGUGGUGAUGGUGUAAUAUGCACCUCUCUUACAGAAGACUAGUCAUUCAUAAUCUAUUAGUCAUUUGAGAUUCAUAGAGAUUCACAGAGCUUACCUGUAGGUUUUGUCAUUAAAGUGUAGCUCAGUUGGUAGAGCAACGCCAGGGUAGUGGGUUUGAUUCCCGGGACCACCCGUUCAUAAAAUGUAUGCAUGCAUGACUGUAAGUCACUUUGGAUAAAAGCGUCUGUUAAAUGGCAAAUAUUAUUAUUUAUUGUUUUGGCACUGUUUAGUGUGUGUGUAUGUUUGUGUAGGGCGGCACGUAGCCUAGCGGUUAAGAGCGUUGGGCCAGUAACCAAAAGGUCGAGUGGUUCGAAGCCCCAAGCCGACUAUGUGAAAAAUCUGUCGAUGCAAGGCACUUAACCCUAAUUGCUCCUGUAAGUCGCUCUGGAUAAGAGUGUCUGCUAAAUGACUAAAAUGUGUGUGUGUGAGAGAUAAUUGCAUUCCUAGCAGGUCUCUAGAUCUACUCUUUGGUCUAGUGUGAAGGAAAUGAUCUGCGCACUGUCACAGUUCUGACCUUUCACUGUCACAGUUCUGACCUUUCACUGUCACAGUUCUGCCUUUCACUGUCACAGUUCAGACCUUUCACUGUCACAUUUCUGACCUUUCACUGUCACAGUUCUGCCUUUCACUGUCACAGUUCUGACCUUUCACUGUCACAGUUCUGCCUUUCACUGUCACAGUUCUGCCUUUCACUGUCACAGUUCUGCCUUUCACUGUCACAGUUCUGCCUUUCACUGUCACAGUUCUGCCUUUCACUGUCACAGUUCUGCCUUUCACUGUCACAGUUCUGACCUUUCACUGUCACAGUUCUGCCUUUCACUGUCACAGUUCUGACCUUUCACUGUCACAGUUCUGCCUUUCACUGUCACAGUUCUGACCUUUCACUGUCACAGUUCUGACCUUUCACUGUCACAGUUCUGCCUUUCACUGUCACAGUUCUGCCUUUCACUGUCACAGUUCUGCCUUUCACUGUCACAGUUCUGCCUUUCACUGUCACAGUUCUGACCUUUCACCGUCACCGUUCUGCCUUUCACUGUCACAGUUCUGACCUUUCACUGUCACAGUUCUGCCUUUCACUGUCACAGUUCUGACCUUUCACUGUCACAGUUCUGCCUUUCACUGUCACAGUUCUGCCUUUCACUGUCACAGUUCUGCCUUUCACUGUGUGUCCUGGGGGUGUUAUUUGUUUUAGUCCUUCAGCUGGCCAGAGGAUAUGUAGACAGGUUGGUGUGUGUGUGUUUGUGCAUGCGUGCACGUCUAGAAGCAAGGGUAUGAUGUGAGGAUGUGAGUGGUAGUUACUUAAUGGGUUUGCGGUAACAUGACUGUGAUAUACAGUGCAUUCGGAAAGUGUUCUGUCAGAGUGACCAUCGGGUUCUUGGUCACCUGCAAAAAUGUCUAAAAACCUCUUUUCACUUUGUCAUUAUGGGGUAUUGUGUGUAGAUUGCUGAGGGAAAUGUUUUAUUUGAUCAAUUUUAGAAUAAGGCUGUAACAUAACAAAAUGUGGGGAAAGUCAAGGGGUCUGAAUACUUUCCGAAAGGCACUGUAAUUAUAUGAUGUAUUCUUAGAAACCUCAAUGCCCAAACUAUCUAUCUUUGGCUCUGCUGUCACCUCAGAAUACCCUGUGUGUCACUGUCUGACCUGUGUCCACUGUCCAUGAACACUGGCUGUUCAUGUUGGGUUGUCACGGUAAUGAUUCAGGAGUGUGUCAUGUUGGGUUGUCACGGUAAUGAAUAAUGCUGUAGUCAGAGAUCUUUAUCUCUUCAGGCAAAACCAAACCUUUUGAUUAUGCAUUCGAUUUCCUCCCUGACUAUAGCUCACCUGUUGUCCCAUGAUCCUCUCUGUUCUAGAUCAUAUGUUCAUAGAAGAAUAUCUGGAAGAAGAUGAGGAACCACCUUUGCUGCUCAGCUUUUGUCCUUCUCACAGUACGUAUCGUCGUGUGUGUGUGUGUGUGUGUGUGUGUGUGUGUGUGUGUGUGUGUGUGUGUGUGUGUGCGUGUGGUGUGCGUGCGUGCGUGUGUGAUUGUUGUGUCCUGUGUGUGUGUGUGUGUGUGUGUGUGUGUGUGUGUGUGUGGUGUGUGUGUGUGUGUGUGUGUGUGUGUGUGUGUGUGUGUGUGUGUGUGUGUGCGUGCGUGCGUGCGUGCGUGCGUGCGUGCGUGCGUGCGUGCGUGCGUGCGUGCGUGCGUGCGUGCGUGCGUGCGUGCGUGCGUGCGUGCGUGCGUGCGUGCGUGCGUGCGUGCGUGCGUGCGUGCGUGCGUGCGUGCGUGCGUGCGUGCGUGCGUGCGUGCGUGUCUAAUUAUUUGUGUCACUGAUCUGUGUGUGUAUUCCAGGUGUUUGGCUCUGGAGGGACUGUAGCCGUGCAGUGUCGGUGGGGGGAGGGGUGUGUGUGUCUGGAGUGCCCCAGUGGCCAGGAGCCAAUCAAGGUUGGACAUAAGAUCCCUAACUCACCUCUCAUUACCAUGUCAUCAUAACUCACCUCUCAUUACCCUGUCAUCCUAACUCACCUCUCAUUACCCUGUCAUCCUAACUCACCUCUCAUUACCCUGUCAUCCUAACUCACCUCUCAUUACCCUGUCAUCCUAACUCACCUCUCAUUACCAUGUCAUCCUAACUCACCUCUCAUUACCCAUGUCAUCCUAACUCACCUCUCAUUACCCUGUCAUCCUAACUCACCUCUCAUUACCCUGUCAUCCUAACUCCCUCUCAUUACCCUGUCAUCCUAACUCACCUCUCAUUACCCUGUCAUCCUAACUCACCUCUCAUUACCCUAGUCAUCCUAACUCACCUCUCAUUACCCUGUCAUCCUAACUCACCUCUCAUUACCCUAUCAUCCUAACUCACCUCUCAUUACCCUGUCAUCCUAACUCACCUCUCAUUACCCUGUCAUCCUAACUCACCUCUCAUUACCCUAUCAUCCUAACUCACCUCUCAUUACCCUGUCAUCCUAACUCCCCUCUCAUUACCAUGUCAUCCUAACUCACCUCUCAUUACCCUAUCAUCCUAACUCACCUCUCAUUACCCUGUCAUCCUAACUCACCUCUCAUUACCCUGUCAUCCUAACUCACCUCUCAUUACCCUGUCAUCCUAACUCCCCUCUCAUUACCCUGUCAUCCUAACUCACCUCUCAUUACCCUAUCAUCCUAACUCACCUCUCAUUACCCUGUCAUCCUAACUCACCUCUCAUUACCCUGUCAUCCUAACUCACCUCUCAUUACCCUGUCAUCCUAACUCCCCUCUCAUUACCCUGUCAUCCUAACUCACCUCUCAUUACCCUAUCAUCCUAACUCACCUCUCAUUACCCUGUCAUCCUAACUCACCUCUCAUUACCCUGUCAUCCUAACUCCCCUCUCAUUACCAUGUCAUCCUAACUCACCUCUCAUUACCCUGUCAUCCUAACUCACCUCUCAACACCCUGUCAUCCUAAAUGUCUUCUUAUAACUUAUUUGUCACUAUACAGGCCACCCCCCUCUCUUCCACUCCAUUACCACCAACGAUCCCUCUGUCAACAGAGGCUACCUCGAUCUCUCUCCUCUUUCUCCUCUCUCUACAUGGAAGUCAUGUGGACCACCCCACUAGGAACAGACUUCAAUUCAAUGUCUACUCCACAUUGGUUCAACGUAAUUUCGUUGAGAUGACGGUGAAACAACUUUGAUUCAACCAGUGUGUUCCCAGUGGGUCUGCUCUUAUUUUAGAUACGACUAAUAUGCAGAUGUAGGAUCUUAAUUUGAUCACUCUUUUGUUGCUGAGAAUUUUCCUGCAGCCUGGAAGUACAGAUGAGCUUUGUGAUUUACAUAAAUUCACAGAAAACCCACGUUAACACACGGUUAUAUUGACAGUAUUCCACUUUUCAUGUAGCCUACUUUUGUCCAGCUAAUAGCCUAACCACCGAUGAAGCAACAUUAUGGACUAAACGUUGAAAUCCUGUUGCUACAGGAUUGUUUUGCUACGACAGUACUGAUCUAUCUAUCUGUCUGUCUGUCGGUCUGUCUGUCUAAUUUCUGUGCACAUUUUCAUAUGAAACCCCAAAAUAAUGAAUGUAUCUUAGUUCCUGCCCAGAACGGCAGUGUUAGUUAUUUUGGAACGUCUUAUUGAACACAGAACCCUAUGUGACUGUAGUGUAUGUGUGUAAUUACAGUGGUUCAUGUACUCUGUUCUGAGAUGUGAAGAUGUUUUCUCCUGCCAGGCUUGCGGGCAGCUCGAGGGGCCAGGCGAGGCGGUGCACUGUCAGUCUUGUCCAGCGGGCAAGUUUUCGGACACCUAUGACUCUGAUCAAUGCCGCCCACACUCCUCCUGCGGGGUCCUCAACAAAAAGGUUGUGACCUCUGGUACCUCACACUCUGAUGCUGUCUGCGGAGACUGUCUGUCUGGGUAUGUAUCCACAUACAACAACAACAAGAUUAACAACAGACAAAAUGGGGAGACAAUAACUACCCUCUCCCUUUGUAUCUCAAUAUUCGCCAAACAAGUCCAACAAGUGCCAACAAGCAUGUUUUCUUCAUAAAGCACAUUCGAUACAGGCAAAACUGUUGAUUGAUUCUUCUGCUGUAAAACAAUACUGCUACACAAUCGUUUCUCUCUGUGUGGCCCUGGCUUUAGUAAACAGGUGUAUUACUGCAGUCCUACAUCUUGAUCUCAUCUCCAGAAAUAGAAAUGGUUGUAAAUGUGAGCUUUGUUUGGAAAGUGUGUAAAAUAGGAUUGGAAUGGUUUAGAACUGUUUUGAAAACUCACUAACAGAAUCCAAACACACCAGCCCAACUGUAGCACUGAAGUAUCCUGACCACUCACUGUAUAGCCCGGUUAGCACGUCUCUACCCUCGGACCAGGACCACCCCUCUCUACAGAAAUAGACUGUUGACCUUUAAAUAUGGUCAGUUGGAAAAGUUUUACUUACUAGGACUGUGAUAUGUGGUUGUCUCACCUAGCUACCUUAAGAUGAAUGCACCAAUUGUAAGUCUCUCUGGAUAAGAGCGUCUGCUAAAUGACUAACAUGUCAAUGUAUUAUGGGACCAUGAAAUGAAUACACUGCUAUGAUAACAUGGUAUUGUUAAGUUGUGAUAUUAAUAUGAGCCUGUGUUGGUGCCACCAGGUUCCACCCCACUGCUAUGAAGACAGCCACCAACCUGGCCUGUGUGAGAGGUGAGUGUGGACAGAAUCAAUAUCACACCAACAGAAAGUUGAAGUGAUUAUGUUUCCACUGGUGGAAUAAUGGUUUUAACAGGGUCAUAUUCUCUUGCUUUCUCUCUCCCCGCUAUCUCUCCCCAGCCCCCCCUGCCCAGUCUACCCAUGUGCGUGCAGUGCGUACGGUGGGUAAGGGUGCGGCGGGCAGUGGUGGCCUGCCGGUGAACGGUACAGCAGUGCGGAGCCCGGAGGAGAAGAGUGCAGAGUAUGCAGUGUUCGCCCUGGUGCCAAUCUUCUGUGUGAUGGGACUCCUGGGGAUCCUCAUCUGUAAUAUCCUCAAGAAGAAGGGAUACCACUGCACUGCUGAGAAGGAGGGAGGAGAUGAGGAGAAUGCUACACCACAGAAAGAGGGUGAGAGAGAGAAGAGAGAGAGAGAGAGAGAGAGAGAGAGAGAGAGAGGAGAGAGAGAGAAGAGAGCGAGAUAGAGAGAGAGAUAUCUCUAUCUCUCUCGCUCAGCUCUUCUCUCGCUAUCGCGCUACCUCGUACUCGCUAUCGAGCUUCUAUCCAUACUCGUAUAGAUCACGUAUCUGGGCUGUGCCUUUUUAGUUUUUCUCUUGAAUAAGUGUUUUCAAGGGUCCUUACAACAAUGCAUGAACUGAUAUUUUGGAUGACCAGAGGAGACAAUGGGGCCCAGUUUUUCAGAAUUAUCCGGAUUCUGACAUCCUUUUUUUUUUGCUAUCCAGGAUCAGAUCGAUCUGGCUGUUUUUGAGCCGGUUUUUCAGAAAAUAAUUGGAUAAGAUCAUUCUGAUCCAGAUACCACAAUAUCAAGAUCAAAUAAUCCGGAUGGAUUUUCAGUGCUUUGAACAGACUAUUGGUCAGGUUGUGGUACUACUUAUACACUGUCAUAAGGAAAUGGAGAUGCGUACUACAUGAAUAAAUAUACCUUGAUAAAAAAUAAUGGAGCAUGCAUAUCACUUCUAAGUAAGUAGAUGCAUUUAUUUGACACUUCUCAAUAUAACAACUGACCACAUACCUAUACUACAAUUUAACAUAAUGAACCUUUGGUUUUCAGAUUUUUUUUAACCUCCUCAUUUUAGUUACAUUGAUAUUUAUUGGUUGUAGUGCCUUUCACCUUUCUAAAUCCACCUUCCAGUGGGAUCAAAAUACUCCUGAAAAACGCAAAAACUACAUACAAUCCUGAUUAAAGGUCAGAUUGGUUUACCAAAUCCUUAUCCCUAUCCGGAGGAUCAGAAUCUCAUUUUUUCAGUUGAGAAAAAUCCAAAUUCUAACAUUUAACCCUAUCCGAUUGCCAAAAUCCGAUCAGAUAUCUUUUGAAAAGCUGGGCCUGGACAGUAAACCUGACUCCUCAGACUCUAUUUCAAAUCAUCUAUUUUCAAAGCCUUCCCCAAUAUGGGUAACCUAGUUUGGAUGCAUAGAAAGGCACCCAGCUUUACACGUAAGGCGAUACACACGGGCAUCGCAUGUCAUGUCACACUCUGGGAAGUAGGUCUCUACAGAACACAAGGAGGUUCCUGAAUGAACAUACUGAUAUCUCUCUAACGGCAGAGCAAUGUAGGGUAAUGUAGGUCCUCUGAUACAGACGAUAGCUAUACCUCUCACAAUCACAGGGCAGAAACAAAUCCCUUUUUCUUUCAAGCCCUUUCAUAGACAGUAGUCAUGUUACAAUAAGCCAUGUAUGCAUUUCUGUAUGGUUGUCAGUCUUUUACAUAUUGAUAUGAAAAAAAAUGUAUGCACUCACUAACUGUACGUCGCUCUGGAUAGUGUCUGCUAAAUGACUAAAAUGUAAAAUGUAGAGAGAGUGUGUUGGUGGGAACUAAACAUUGUUAUAAUAACUCUUAUGCUUGGGAACAGGACACAUUCUAUCUCCCUAAAGGUCAGAGGGCAGCUCUCUGAAAAUAGAAUGCAUUCCAUAUCCUAUUGCAUGUCUCAGUCUCCAGCUCUUUGUCUGGUGUUGCUAGUAACUCAGUCUCCAGCUCCUUGUCUUGUGUUGCUAGUAACUCAGUCUCCAGCUCCUUGUCUUGUGUUGCUAGUAACUCAGCCUCCAUCUCCUUGUCUGGUGUUGCUAGUAACUCAGUCUCCAUCUCCUUGUCUUAUGUUGCUAGUAACUCAGUCUCCACCUCCUUGUCUGGUGUUGCUAGUAACAGUCUCCAGCUCCUUAAUAUAAUAUAAUAUAAUAUGCCAUUGUCUGAUGUUGCUAGUGUCUCAGCCUCCAUCUCCUUGUCUGGUGUUGCUAGUAACUCAGUCUCCAUCUCCUUGUCUUAUGUUGCUAGUAACUCAGUCUCCAUCUCCUUGUCUUGUGUUGCUAGUAACUCAGUCUCCAGCUCUUUGUCUGGUGUUGCUAGUAACUCAGUCUCCAGCUCCUUGUCUUGUGUUGCUAGUGUCUCAGCCUCCAUCUCCUUGUCUUAUGUUGCUAGUAACUCAGUCUCCAUCUCCUUGUCUGGUGUUGCUAGUAACAGUCUCCAGCUCCUUAAUAUAAUAUAAUAUAAUAUGCCAUUGUCUGGUGUUGCUAGUGUCUCAGCCUCCAUCUCCUUGUCUGGUGUUGCUAGUAACUCAGUCUCCAGCUCUUUGUCUGGUGUUGCUAGUAACUCAGUCUCCAGCUCCUUGUCUGGUGUUGCUAGUGUCUCAGCCUCCAGCUCCUUGUCUGGUGUUGCUAGUGUCUCAGUCUCCGUCUCCUUGUCUUAUGUUGCUAGUAACUCAGUCUCCAUCUCCUUGUCUGGUGUUGCUAGUAACAGUCUCCAGCUCCUUAAUAUAAUAUAAUAUGCCAUUGUCUGGUGUUGCUAGUGUCUCAGCCUCCAUCUCCUUGUCUGGUGUUGCUAGUGUCUCAGCCUCCAGCUCUUUGUCUGGUGUUGCUAGGACCACAUAAAGGGCGGCAGGUAGCUUAGUGGUUAAGAGCGUUGUGCCAGUAACCGAAAGGUCGCUGGUUCUAAUCCCCGAGCCGACUAGGUGAAAAAUCUGUCGAUGUGCCCUUGAGCAAGGCACUUAACCCUAAUUGCUCCUGUAAGUCGCUCUGGAUAAGAGCGUCUGCUAAAUGACCAAUUAUUUAUUUAUUAGGAACUCAGUCUCCAUCUCCUUGUCUGGUGUUGCUAGUGUCUCAGCCUCCAUCUCCUUGUCUGGUGUUGUGAAACCGUAGCUGCCCUGUAGCAUGGAGAAACACCCUCCCUCUCUCUCGCCCUCCCGUCCUCCUCCUCUCCCUCUCUACGAAGAACAAGACACUAUCAGUCUAUCUCUCCUUUCCCAGAUCAAUUAUUCAAUCAUUUAUUCUCUCCUUUCCUUUCCUCUGCCUCAGCUUUCCCCCUCCCUGCUCCAUCCCUCUGUGUGUUUGGAUGUGUUCCAGGUCUCUCAUGUCUGUAGGGGUUACUGUUUCGUGCAGCAUUGAGGAAAGCUGCUGCAGUGGUGCAGAGACAGAAAAAGAGAGACGGAGAGAGAGCGAGAUGGGGGGGGGGGGGUAAAGAGAGGAGGAUGGUGUCAAGUAAUGGCUAAUAGUGAAAAAGAAAGGGAAAUAUGAAAGAUGAAGAGUGGAGAGCGAAGAGCAAUGCUGAAUGAUAGAGGGAAUGAGGCAGCGGAGGUUAGAACUCAUCCACCUAACAUCCCUCCUGUUCAUCCAUCUCUCACCCCUCUCUGUCUCUGCAUCUCUCUCUCCCCCCCCUCUCUCUCUCCCCGCAUUCUCUCUCUCUCUCUCUCUCUCUCUGUCUCCCCGCUUUCUCUCUCUCUCUCCCCUCUCUCUCUCUCUCUCUCUCUCUCUCUGUCUCCCCGCUUUCUCUCUCUCUCUCUCUCUUAUGUAAGUAUAUAUAUAUAUAUAUAUAUAACAGUGCUGUCUGGCAGUGGGCUAGUCCUGAGUGGGCUAAAGAGAAAUCUCUUACACCAGCACUUUACUCAUCCAUCUGUGUGUGGGUGUGUGCAUGAGUGCGUGCAACACCGUUUCCUCCGUCAGUUCUCUUUUAAACUCCACUCAAGGGGAACACUCAUUUGAGAACAUGGGGUUGUACAAGCUCUACAGAAUACAUAUCUGCUAGCAUUAGCAUUAGCUGGCUGUGGAAGCAGUCUCACAGAGAUAGGCCAACUCUGCUGCUGCAGAGAUACCGUUGUCCAUGGAGACCAAAUGUCACCAUGGAGACAGAACUAUUGUUGUGGCCCACACACACACUCCAGCAAACACAGAGUGCUGAAUGGAGCGUGUAGCUGAGUGAGCUAUUCUAGUGCCUCCAUCUGUUCACCUCUGGCACUAUGGGUUGGCGCCGGAUGCUACAGAGACAUCUAUUCUCUGUUGGUUGCUCUCAUACAUGUCCCACAGCUUUAUCAGAGAGGCUGGAGAGAGAAACAGCUUUAUCAGAGAGAGAGAGAGAGAGAGAGAGAGAGAGAGAGAGAGAGAGAGAGAGAGAGAGAGAGAGAGAGAGAGAGAGAGAGAGAGAGAGAGAGAAUAUUUCAGAACUUGGGAGAUUUAGCAAGCUUAGUCAUCUCUGUUGGUGUGCAACAGCCCUAACGUGUCCUCACAUACAUAACACUGAAGUUUCACUCAAACACAGAUCGCACACAUAUUCAAAUAGACAAAGACCGUCUUGAUGAUUUCCUUUGCCUUCUCUUUAAUGAGUUGAAAAGUCCUUUUGGUUCAAAUCCCUGUGGAAUUUUUCCUUAUUUAUAAACUUCAUCCCAGUUCAGUCGCUGUCUGGUUCUCUGGUAGGCUACUUUAAAAUGGCCUGGCUUUAUCUCUGGGUAGCCAUACUAACUAAUGUUGAAUCUUUCUCUCCCUCCGUCUCCCCUCUCUCUCUCUCUCUCUCAUGUGCUCUUUCUUUCUUUCUCUCUCUCUUUCUCCCUCACUCCCUCUGCGCUCCCUCUCUCUCUCUCCCUCUCUCUCUGUAGGUAACGGUUGUCCCUACAUCGUAGAUGAUCCUAAUGAAGACACCAUCAGUGUUCUGGUGCGCCUCAUCACAGAGAAAAAAGGUACCAGUCCCUUUAUGAUGAUGUCACUGUCUCUGAUGAUGUCACUGCUUCUGCUGAUGUCAUAGGCCUGAGCCUAAAGCAACCCCUAGCCUCUACCCCUUCUGUGUUGGCGAUCUGAAGGUGAAAAAGAUAGGUGUAAGCUCUCCUAUGCCCAUUACCAGGCCAGGUUUAGCCAUAUUGCUUACUGCUAUACAGUCUGUUCAGAUCUGCAAACACAGAGAGACAUCUCUGCUAAUGGGUUUGUGGAUUUUGAAACCACUAACUUCAUCAAUAGAAGAUAAUAGCCAAUUGACUUUGAGUGCGGACAUCACACUGAUUUGAUUUCAUCCACUGCCAAUAAGAUCUUCCCUAAGGAAUCCCCAUUUGUGUGUGUGUGUGUGUGUGUGUGUGUGUGUCUGUGUGUGUGUGUGUGUGUCUGUGUGUGGGUGGGUCUGUGGGUGGGUGGGUGGGUCUGUGGGUGGGUGGGUGGGUGUGUGUGUGUGUGUGUCUGUGGGUGGGUGGGUGGGUGGGUGGGUCUGUGUGUGUGUGGGUGGGUGGGUGGGUGUGCAUCCAAUCACUCAUACAGUUAUGUGUGUAGUAAUGAAAGGCAGUAUUUCCUGAAGUGCUGAAUGUGUUGUAGAGAAUGCUGCUGCCCUGGAGGAGCUGCUGCUGGAGUAUGAGAGUAAACAGAUGGCCAUCAGCAAAGCCUCCUCAAUCAAGUGAGAACCCUGCCUCGUAUAUAUAUAAUACACGCAUAGACAUACAUACCUUAAACAGAGUUCUGCUUGGUCAUACUGGGUGAAAGCAAUGACUGUACACAGUGCCUUCAGAAAGUAUUCAUACCCCUUGACUUAUUCCACAUGUUGUUGUGUUACAGCCUGAAUUCAAAAUGGAUAACAUUUAUUUUUUUCUCACCCAUCUACACACAAUACCCAAUAAUGACGAAGUGAAAACAUGUUUUUAGAAUUUUUUGCAAAUUAAAUACAGAAAUAAUUAAUUGACAUAAGUAUUCACACCCCUUGGCAGUGACUACUACAGCUGUGAGUCUUUCUGGGUAAGUCUCUAAGAGAUUUCCACACCUGGAUUGUGCAACAUUUGGCAAUUAUUAUUUUCUAAAUUCAUCAAGCUCUGUCAUAUUGGUUGUUGAUCAUUGCUAGACAACCAUUUUCAGGUCUUGACAUAGAUUGUCAAGCAGAUUUAAGUCAAACUGUAACUCGGCCACUCGGGAACAUUCACUGUCUUCUUGCUAACCAACUCCAGUGUAGCUUUGGCCUUGUGUUUUAGGUUAUUAUCCUGCUGAAAGGGGAAUUUAUCUCCCAGUGUCUGGUGGAAAGCAGACUGAACCAAGUUUUCAUCUAGGAUUGUGCUUAGCUCCAUUCCUUUCUUUUUUAUCAUGAAAAAUUUGCCAGUCCUUAACGAUUACAAACAUACCCAUAACAUGAUGCAACCACCAAUAUGCUUGAACAUAUGGAGAGUGGUACUCAGUAAUGUGUUGUAUUGGAUUUGCCCCAAACAUAGCACUUUGUAUUCAGGACAAACAUUUAUUGCUUAGCUAUUUUUUUUGCAGUAUUACUUUAGUGCCUUGUUGCAAAUAGGAUGCAUGUUUUGGAAUAUUUGUAUUCUGUACAGGCUUUCUUCUUUUCAUUCUGUUAUUUAGGUUAGUAUUGUGGAGUAACUACAAUGUUGUUGAGCCAUCCUCAGUUUUCUCCUAUCACAGCCAUUAAACUCUGUAACAGUUUUAAAGUAACCAUUGGCCUCAUGGUGAAAUCCCUGAGAGGUUUCCUUCCUCUCCGGCAACUGAGUUAGGAAGGACGCCUGUAUCUUUGUAGUGACUGGGUGUAUUGAUACACCAUCCAAAGUCUAAUUAAUAACUUCACCAUGCUCAAAGGGAUGUUCAAUGUCUGUUUUUUUUACCCAUCUACCAAUAGGUGUUCUUCUUUGCCAGGCAUUGGAAAACCUCCCUGGUCUUUGUGGUUUAAUCUGUGUUUCAAAUUCACUGCUCAACUGAGGGACAUUACAUAUAAUUAUAAUGUGGGGUACAGAGAUGAGGUAGUCAUUCAAAAAUCAUGUUAAACACUAUUAUUGCACACAGAAUGAGUCCAUGCAACUUAUUAUGUGACUUGUAAAGCAAAUCUUUAGUCCUGAACUUAUUUAGGCUUGCCAUAAGAAAGGGGUUGAAUACCACUUUGACAUUGUGGGUAUUGUGUGUAAGCCAGUGACAAAAAAAUCUAAAUUUAAUCAAUUUUUUAUUCAGGCUGUAACACAACAAAAAUGUAUUCAUACAUAGUAUUCAUUUAUUAUAUCUGUGUCCAUAUUGUCCAUGAGGUUCUAGUAGAUAGACCAUAAUGGUUAAAGAGAAAAUAGCCUAAUUAAUUAAUCAAUUACCUCAACUGCCACCAGUUUGACGCCAAAACAUUGACAGCAAAUAUAUUUAGUGUAAAAAAUAUAUAAAGGAUAUUUCAUGCUGAAACCCUCAUAUUAAACACCAGUGUUAUUCACUAAGUUGAUGGUUUAUAUUUAGUAUGUUUUACAGCUUUGUCAUUCUAUUUUAUUUUAUUUUAAAAUCAUCUUACUUAAUUAUUUCAUAUUUUACAUGUGAUAAGGCCACAUAGAGGACCAGAGACUAUUAGACACCUGUGAUAAUCUGAAGGACCCAAAAGGGAUUUUGUGAUAGAUUACGUCAAAUCCUCGAAAGAUACCAAAAUUCUGGUAGCUUACUGGUAAACUUAGAAAGUUUCCAGUAAUAUACCCUCCCGUUGAAACCCUAUGUGAAGACUCAAUAGUGCAUCUAAGCCAAAUGAAGUCGGUUAAGAUGGCGUCUCAUGAAGACAUGCCAUGCACAGUUUGAGCUACUCCAGGAAGUGAUGUUGCAGGCUAGCUCAGUGCUGCCCCCUCUCAUUGAGUAACUCUAGUUAAAGGCCGACCGCAGGCUGCCAUUAAUCAGGGGUGUCAAACUCAUUCCAUGGAGGGCCUAAUGUCUGCUGGUUUUUGUUUUUUCCUUUCAAUUAAGACCUAGACAACCAGUUGUGGAGAGUUCCUUACUAAUCGGUGACCUUAAUUCAUCAAUAAAGUACAAGGGAGGAGCGAAGACACUCGGCCCUCCGUGGAAUGAGUUUGACACCUGUGAACUAAAUGAUCCUUAUAACUUAUUCUGUGUGCGAUUUAAAAAUAAUUGGUUCAAGGACAUACAUCUGGUGUAUUAGAAGCAAUUAUCGGUACCAUGAUUGUCUUCAAAACAGGUUUUUAGAGCACUGGUUACAGCACAGGGUAUAGAGCACUGGUCACAGCACAGUGUAUAGAGCACUGGUCACAGCACAGGGUAUACAGCACAGGGUAUAGAGCACUGGUCACAGCACAGAGUAUAGAGCACUGGUCACAGCACAGGGUAUAGAGCACUGGUCACAGCACAGGGUAUAGAGCACUGGUCACAGCACAGGGUAUAGAGCACUGGUCACAGCACAGGGUAUAGAGCACUGGUCACAGCACAGGGUAUAGAGCACUGGUCACAGCACAGGGUAUAGAGCACUGGUCACAGCACAGGGUAUAGAGCACUGGUCACAGCACAGGGUAUAGAGCACUGGUCACAGCACAGGGUAUAGAGCACUGGUCACAGCACAGGGUAUAGAGCACUGGUUACAGCACAGGGUAUAGUGCACUGGUCACAGCACAGGGUAUAGUGCACUGGUUACAGCACAGGGUAUAGUGCACUGGUCACAGCACAGGGUAUAGAGCACUGGUCACAGCACAGGGUAUAGAGCACUGGUCACAGCACAGGGUAUAGAGCACUGGUCACAGCACAGGGUAUAGAGCACUGGUCACAGCACAGGGUAUAGAGCACAUGUUACAGCACAGGGUAUACAGCACAGGGUAUACAGCACAGGGUAUAGAGCACAGGGUAUAGAGCACUGGUUACAGCACUGGGAUAUAAGGUACAGCUAAAUGAAAAGCCCUAAAGAUUAUGUCUGUAUGUCAAAUGUUCUGCUGUCUGUGGCACUGCCUGUCAGCUUGCGUUCUGGAAAGCUCUACAUACUCACACACACACACACACACAAGCAUUAUGCACACACACGCACGAACACACAAACACACGCAUGCAUAUGCGCUCACCAACACACAUGCCUUUUCUGUGGUCCAGGGGUAACCAGAGGUGGUGGGGGUCGUUGGGGUCAGAGCAGCAGCACGGGACCCUCUCACACAAUGGAACAAUAGGCAGCUCUGCACUGAGGGGUUUCAUAAAGGCAGGGAUGGGAGGGCCGCUUGGACACUGUGCAUUUUAAUAAAGGGAGGGCUCUGUCCGUUGCCAGGCAUUUUACUGGUAGGCUAGGGGCUUCAGUAGGCUAGGGGGGUUGGUGUAGUUUCUGAAUAGGGGGAUGUAGUUGGACAGAAACCAGCUGUGGGGUAGAUUAUCUGCGGAGAAUUACUGUCUGUCCCCACGCUAUUACACACACACACGCAUGCACGCACACAUGUGCACACACACACAAACAAACAAACAAACAAACACAUGCAUACGCCAAAACCAUGUAAAAGUGUGUGUUUUGCAUGUGUGAAGCACUAUGGUAAUUUCCUUGUCUGUGCAUACCUGCUUUUGUGUGUGUGUGUGUGUGUGUGUGUGUGUGCAUACCUGCUCAUACAUGUUUUCUCUCUCUCUCCCUGCUCCAGGUUCCCGGUGCUGUCUCCUCUGACUCAGUUCCUCUCCUUACCCAGGCUGUGCCCUCACCAGUCUCACCUCCACACCAUCUCUGGUCUGUCUGGCCUGUCUGGCCCCCGACAUGGCUACUGCUGCUCCCGCUGUGCCCAGAAGAAAUGGCCCCCCAUCCUCCUGCCCCCCCUCGGCCCCCUCAAACCCCCACAGUUCCGCCAAACCCCCCUUGGCCCCCUCAAAUCCCCACACUCUCUCCUGUUACCCCCUCUGGACCUCCAGCCCCUCCAGAAGACCCCUCUCCUGCCCCCUGUGGACACACACCACUCCACCCCUAAGAUCUCCCAGACCCCCAGGCCUGGGUCAGGGUCACUCCCUGAGGGGAAGUGGAGGAUGCCUGGGAAGGUGACCCGGUCUGUCGGGAGGUGAGGAUGGAAACACACACACACACACACACACAUGCUGUUCCUAAGUGUGAACAUUCUGUACACACAUAUGUAUAUACAUGCACCGUGUGUCAAUCUUCUAUUUGAUUGACAGGUUCCAGGUGGCUCAGAUUCAGGAGCAGAGGCCUGGUUCCAUGGAGAUGACGUUCCGCCCAGAGUCGAGUGACUCAGGUUCAGUGGAUGAUUCAUCUCUGCUGGGGAGGAACAAGUCUUCAUCAUCACCACCAUCAUCAUCAUCAUCCUCAGCUGCCAGGAGUACAGAAGAG